CGACGCUCCACGUUACUCAAACCUAAACAGCAGCGGAGGAUGAAGCAGCCGGAGCUCCUCAUCAUCCCAGGCAUCACACGUACCGCACGUAGCCAAGAAAACAAAACAGGGCCGGAUGCAUGAACCAGUGCUUGCAUUCAUUUGUUUUUUCCAAGCUCUCCGCCGGAUCAUCAGUCUGCUGACAGCCAGGCUCGUCGCUGCGCCCCCAGAAAGCUCGCCACCGUUUCCCAGCAUCGUCCAUGGGGCUGGUCAUGCGCUUGCCCUUCUGGUAACACAGUCGCAGUUGCAUCCCUAAAGCGUCCGCACAACGACCUCAGCUCGCCAUGGGCUCCAGACUGAGCCGACAGAGCAGCCUGGACAACGAGAAUUUCUCCAAGAAGCGGCGCAGGCUGCAGGACAGCGUCGGGGAGGGCGACAGGGGCGGCCGGGGCGGCGGGGACUUUCUCUUUGCGCUGAUGCUGAAAUCAGACAAGCUGCCCGGGAUGCUGCGCAGGGCCAACCACAGCCCCUACAUGAGGAGGGUGGCGUGGAUCAAGGAGAUCCAGAAGCUGCUCAAGGAGCGCAGGAUCGAGCAGGCGACCGACGUGCUCAAACUACUGAGGAAGGACCUGGGUUUGGAGGGCACCUCAAUGAAUGACAUCUUGUACAAAAACGCCGCCUUUCUCAAUCUAGUGGACCCGAUCUCACACGAACUGCUGCUCAGCUUGGCACGAGAGAUGCAGUGUCCUAAGAAGGACGCCGACACCAUAAAGUCUUCUGAUAAGAUCUGUAGACAGCUGAUUUACCACCUGACCCCGCACUCAAAGUGGCUGAGGCAGAGCAUGUCCAGGCGGAAAUCCCAGGCCUGUCUCAAGACAACGCUCCAGAAAAAGCUGUCCAGCGACAGUGUGGACCUGUCUGGAAUCCCCCUGUCCACUCGUGAUGUCCGACAAGUGGCCUUCUACCUCCAGAACAACAGAGACACUGUGAUGGCUGUGGACAUCAGCUUCACCGAGCUCACCGACGACAACAUGAGGCUGCUGCUGCCUCUUCUAGCCUCGCUGCCCAAGCUCAGCACCCUAGCUCUCAACGGUAACCGCCUCACCUUGGCCAUCAUCAAAGACCUCACUGAAAUGCUCAAGGACCCCAAGACCUUCUCCAGUCUGGCGUGGAUCGAUUUGGGCAACAACGUGGACAUUUUCACCAUGCCUCAGCCCCUGCUCGUGGCGCUGCGCCGGCGCUGCAGCCUGAAGAGCAGCCUGCCGACCAUCUACGAGUACACAGAGGGUCAACCAUACUCGUACCACCUGGAGACCUCCAUUGAGGAGCCCAGCCACUAUGAGGAGGAGGAAGUAGAGGAGGAUGAGGAAGAUUUGGCCGAUAGAUUUGACUUGGAGCCGUGGGGUGUGGAGGAGAAACAGCUCUCUAAACAUUAUGCCCUUCACCACUGUGAGAGGUGAUGGACCGUUUCCUUUCCGAAGAGCUUUCAGCUGUGGUUGAAAUGACGUCCCACAGCACUCUGUUACUUCCUUCACCCUCUUGUCCUCAAACCACAAGAACAGUCACCCUUUAAAGGCAAUGAGGGACACCGGUGCCCACAUUGAGUCCUAAUCGCCCGAACACAGCUACUGAGCUAAUCUUUACCAUCUCUGAGUUAACCCAAACAACACAGCGAGAGAGAAAAAAGAAAACGAUGGCCUGGACGCUUCACUUACUGUGUUGGUAGAUGGUACUCUUGGGAAAAAGGUGGGGUUUCAUUGGAGGGUGGCUGGAAGAGACAAGGAACCAGUUUUCUGUCUCUUUCUAUCCGUUUAUCCACCUCUAUCACCACAUCUUCCUCUCUGUCGAGAGCCAAUGCCCAGGAAACCUUAGUCAGUUGGUCAGACGAAGGAGUAGCAUCCCGGUUAGGGAGGGGAGCACCUGGAGUGAAGUGUGGAAACUGUCGGUCCCUGUUGGUUCUCUACCAGGACUGAGGACUCUCUCUGUCAGGCAGGGCCUAGCUCCACAUUCUGUGUUCUCUGUUAAUCUCUCAACAAAAGCUAUGACACAAGUUCAACAGGCCAUACAGCCAGCAACCCAUCACGUGACGCUAGCAAAACUGCUUUGUCAACUUUUUGUGUCCCCCCCUCCCCUCCAGUGUCCCCUUGUGAAUGUCCAUGUGCAGAUGGAACGGAGGACACAAAACAAAACAGCUGUUUUUGUUUCGACUGGUUAUUUUUGGUCACCUUAAAGGACAAAGCGGUCUCAGAAGAUAACAGGUAGUACUCAACAAUGGAGAGGUGUCUCUGGUUGUUUUUCUUCUUGCAUAAAAGCUAAUAUCACUGCGCUCUUUAGGGUCAUAGCCACAGUAUUUCAACACAUGUAUGACUUUUAAAGCCAGCUGGCUUCUAAGUCACCGCAGGGGCCAAACUGCUCUUCCUACUGCCGUCUGUCUCCACAGGUAACGUCCUUACCACUUAAUGUUGCUGUUUAUCAGUGGCCCUGUGUUGUGAGGCACUUCCUUGACUGUUGUCUAUCAGUUUCAGUCUUUCUGCAGUAGCAUAACAUGACCACUAAGGCUGACAAGAACACUGCAAUGCACUUUAAGGCCGUAAUGUUUUAAUGUUUCACUUUCUCCAUAGCGUACACUCUGUGCACAGUGUUCAUACCUGGAUAUUUGCAAAGCGGAAGCUGAAAGUAUCCCAAAUUAUGAUGAAGCUGCAGCUACUCAGUUGAUUAUUGUAAUAGGGAUCAUUAAAAAACAAGCUCACCAGAUAUAUAAUAAAUGUUCAAUAAAUGUUAUUUGUGUAUUUGUGUCAGUAAACUGUCUAAAAUGCUGUGUUUUUGUCUCUUGUCUGAUUCAGCAAUUGUAUUUAAUUGUAUUUAAUGACUAAGAACAAUGAAACUGAGCCCAAAGUAGUCCUGCUGUUGGAUUGAACAGAUGACAAAAAGGAAGAUGUUUUAUGGGGUUACGCAAUAAAACAGAAGGUUGCUCAGUAAGUGUUGUCCCAAACAGAGGAUAUCAUUGUUGAAGGAUAAAGCCUCAAAGGCUAAACUCUUGUUUCCUCUUUUGUUUGUACAGCGACUUGCAAAAAUAUGAAUAUCCCUUGGCCUUUUUCACAUUAUUUGACUUUACACCCACAAACUUUAUUGGAUUUUGUUUAAUUGUACAUUUCAGACCAACAGAAACCUGGCAAAAACAUAAUUUUCAAGUUUUUUUAGCGAACGCAUUCUAAAACGUGUGAUGUGUUAGAGUUUUUGUAUGUCUCUACCAGCUAGGGUCAUCUAGAGACAGAUUUUUUUGCCCAUUCUUCUUUGCGAAAAAGUUCAGACGCAAUCAGAUUUGAAGGGGAGUGUCCAUGAACACCGACUUUCAGCUUUUUCUACACAUCCUGAAAUGGAUUUAAGUCUGGACUUUUACUGAGGCAUUUUAUACAAUUAAUAUGCUUUGAUCUGAACCAUUCGAUUGCAGCUCUGACUAUCUCUCUAGGGUACUGUUGCAAGAUGAACCUUCUCACCAGUCUAAAUUCUUUCUUCAGGCUCUGUAGCUAAAUCCCCCCCCCCCCCCCUCCCUUGAAAUCAGACCAGCCUUCCUUUCCCUGCUGAAGAAAACCAACCCCACAUCAUGACACUGCCACUACCAUGUUUCACAGUGGGAAAGGAGUGUCCAGGGUCCAGGAUUUCCACCAUACACAAUGUCUUGCGCAAAUUUAGCCUCUUUUUGUGUCACCUGAACAAAGCUCCUUUUUCAAAGCGUUUGCUAUGUCCUAUACAUGACUUGUGGAAAAUUGGCAGCUAAGUACAAACCCACGCACUCUUUUCAGAUUUUAAUUUGUAAAACAAAUUGAGAACCACGUGUAAUUGACCUUCCACUCACAAACUAUGUGUUGCUCUUUGUUGGUCUAUCAUCUAACAUCACAAUGAGGUGCUUUUAAGUUUGUGGUUGUAACAUUAUGCAAAAAGGCUUAAGGUAUAUGAAUGUUUUUACAAGCUACUGCAGCUUAUAUUUAUGUGUCAGUGUGUCAAACCUUUUCCUCGUGGUCUGCGUAUAUAUGUCUCAUGCCAUUCAAUUACUGCCAAUUAAAGAACCUGUGCAAACUGA
Molecule: messenger RNA, 4060 nt
Organism: Fundulus heteroclitus (mummichog)
Lineage: Eukaryota; Metazoa; Chordata; Actinopteri; Cyprinodontiformes; Fundulidae
Gene: lrrc75ba
Product: leucine rich repeat containing 75Ba
Exons: 4
Coding region: 324-1439 (371 amino acids)
Source: RefSeq, a predicted model, not a curated record